ACUGUCGGAGUGGGAUCGCUGUCGCAGUCUCUUCGGUUUGAUGGCCAUGUGGGUGUCAUAAUCCGUCAAAACUCAAAAGAAUUUAAAUCAGCAUUUGGAUUUUGCUCUCACUUUUCGUGCCUGCUGCCGUAGAAAAUAAAGAAAAAUACUUUUUCUGUGCAAAGUAGCUUUUGCAUUUAUAUGCUGCCCAAUUGUUUGUCAGCACUGGUUUUUGAAAACAUUGACAUGACUUAUUCAUCGGCAGCCGUGAUUUCCUAAUUCAUUGUCGAAGUAUGUGAUAUAUAUACCUGUCGAUGAAACAGACACACGUCCUGUUUGAAGUUUCAUGAUGAUUUAGAUCUGAAUUGCUGCAGUGUGCACGCGAGAACGCAAUCAAAAAAUGAUUUAGAAAUUGUGGCAAUAACUUCUCACGUAUGAGUUGUGGGAUUUGUGUGACUAAUCUCUUCCCGUUGCUGGACAUCGUGAAGUCGUACAAUGACAGCUGAAUUUCUUAUUUUACCAAAAAAUUAAUCUUUUUCGUCCAUUUUGGUUUGGUAAUAUAUUUGAAUUUCCAGUGAAAAUGUAUCCAGUUAAAAAUGCUUUAUUUCUUCCCUCUGGAUUUGUUAUGGUCCUUGUUCUGACAGUUGUAUCAGCUGGUCAAGAUGGAGGUUUUCUCUUGGACCCUUUACCCACAGAAGACCCCGAACCUUCCACCACCCCUGUCUUUCUGGAAGAACCUCAAGAUUCUUAUGUUAUCCGAAACAAGCCGGCAACAUUAUCCUGCAAAGCCAGGCAUGCUCUUCAAGUGUAUUUUGAGUGCAAUGGUCGUUUAGCAGAAAAUCGCCAGCACAGUGUGCAACAGUAUGUGAAUCCCAUGACUGGAGUGCGCCAGGUGGAGGUUUCUGUAGACGUCACUCGAGGGGAUGUUGAAAAGAUCCUCGCGGGAGAUGUGUACAGCUGCUAUUGCUUUGCUUGGUCUUCGACGGGCCGCAUCAGAAGUCGAAAAGCCAUCAUCACUCUCGCCUCUGUGGAUGGACGAUGGACUUCGUGGUCAUCUUGGUCAAGUUGUGGUCCGGAUUGCAGACAUCACCGCCGACGCUCGUGCACCAAUCCCACUCCCUCAAAUGGGGGGCGGUACUGCCCCGGCAAAGACGUUUCCACAUCCAAUUGCACGGGUGGUCUAUGCAAAUUGGGCAGAGAGAAAGAACCUGCGCUGUCUUAUGGAACGGAAGCCGAUGAGGAAGCCACCCCAGCAGAAACGGAAGCGGACGUUGCCCUGUACGUCGGUGUGUUCGUUGCCGUCGCCGUCUUCAUUGUGGUCGUCAUCGCGAUGGUGAUGUUGGUGCGGCGCAUCAAAGGGCGGGAUCCCUGCAUGUACAGAGGAGCGGGAACAGAAGUGAUCCCUGUUCAGCCGGACUUGACUCAAACCGCUCUGGGCAACGGUGUUCAAAUGAAUGGUGGAUUUGGUGAAAAACUGGUGACACCCUUGCUGUCCCAUCACUUUCCUAUACCUCCCAGCCCAGCACAGAGCAGAGCACCCCUUCUGGACCAGCAACACCAGCAACGAUCCCUGACACCCAGCUCAACUGGAAAGCCUCCUCAUUCUGGAUCCUGUCCCUCAGUGGUUUCUUCUGCUUCGACAGUAUCCCACCCUUCCACUCUAUCAGACACCGAAACUCCCUCCGGACGACAUUCUGUGACUUCAGCUGCUCUUCCGCCAAAUCUGGACAUCGAAUGCGUUGCCUGGGGAACUGUGACUAAAACUGGCGGCAGAAUUAGCAUACCUGGAUCUGGCAUAACUCUGACGAUUCCCCCUGGCGCUAUUAAGAAAGGAGCGAAUGUGGAAGUUUAUAUUGCCGUUUUAAGAGAAGACAAAGAUCGACCAAGGCUUUCUGACAAAGAGACGAUCCUGAGCCCCGUGGUGCUGUGCGGUCCGUUCGGUGUGUUGCUCAAGAAGUCCGCCAUCAUCACCUUCCAGCACUGUGCCUUGCUCAACUCAGGGAACUGGAAGAUCAGCGUCCAGGCCAGCGAGAGUGGUACGGAGGAAGAAAAUCCCGAGUGGAAGAGUGUCGUGACCCUGGGCAACGAGACCAUCAACACUCCCCUCUACUGCCAGCUGGACGGCCGGCAGUGUCACGUUGUCACCGACCACCUGUGCCGGUACGCCCUGGUCGGAGAGACAGAAGAGGGUGGCGGCUGGGCUGUCAAAUCGCUGGCUCUGGCGGCCUUUGCCCCUGCACUCUACUCGGCCGUCGACUAUAACAUCAGAGUGUACUGCGUAGAAGAUACGAAAGCGGCUCUCCAGGGUGUGAUGCAGGUGGAGCAGAGACUGGGUGGCAAGCUAUUAGACCGUCCGAAAUCCAUACCUUUCCAGGAUGGAGGAGCGAACCUCUGCCUCUGUCUGGAGGACGUGGCGCAAGGAUGGAGGUGCAAGCCCGGGGCCAACUAUCAGGAGAUACCAUUCCAGCACGUGUGGAACGGGCGCCAAAACAACCUGCACUGCUCUUUCACUCUGGAGAACGUGGACCGAUCGCAGAAGGUUCGCUGCCACAUCCUCGUCUACCAGAGAGGAAUCCAGGCUCACAGGCAGAUGCUGAAGGUCAAUCCCCAGGAUAUCAGGGAGAAAAACAAUGUUCCAAGUCCUACUCUCACCUGGAGCGGUCAACCUCUGGGUUCUACGGUAACAGCCAACGAUAACGGGAGUCCGUUGGUCGCGCUUGACCAGCCUAUCGCAGGAUUCAGGUUGACCCAACAGGCAAGGAAACAGCUUAGGACGUUUCUAGAUCCUCCCAAUCUCAACGGAAAUGACUGGAGAAGGUUAGCUCAAGAACUCCAAGUGGAUAGGUACAUCAAUUAUUUUGCAACCAAGCCCAGCCCUACUGAGCACAUUUUAGAUCUGUGGGAGGCGAGGCACCGAGAUUCCAGCGCAAUUACAGACCUGCUUAACAUCCUUCGAAUGAUGGGUCGUGAGGAUGCUGCCAUGGUCUUGGAGAAAGAAGCUGGCUCCUGGCUGUGACUAAUCUGAGAAUGUCUUGUAGAAACUGCUGUCAGCGGCCAACUGCUGCGAUGUUCAUCUGGCUUUUCCGAAUCGUUGCACAAAGUACGACUUCCAGUGGUUGAAGAUCGAGAUUAUAUCAAUAAAUCCAUGAAACUCGGACUGUUUUCAAGAUUGAAGAAGUUUCUGGAUUCCUUGCAGCUGGACAAAAUGAAUGUUCUGUUCGGCAAAGCUAUUGAUAGUUUACAUAUAGCUGUGACUUUCUUUUGUUAGUUCACUUUUUUCAAGAAUGGAUGAUAUUUAUAUCACUUUUUGGAAAUUUUCGAAUGAAAAUUGAACAGAGUUUUUCUUAUCAGAUGAGAGCGUGUUGACUUAUUUUAUACAAACUAGACAUGUUUUAUUUAUGUUUGUGCUACUGUAAAUUUUUCUUCACUACGCGUUAGUUAUGGGACAAUUCUUUUUGUACUUUAUGCUUUAUUUCCACAGUUAUUGUUUUCUUCAAUCACAGAACUGAGAUUGAAAUUUGUUUAUUAUUUUAUCUUGUAUCGAUAAUUUUUCAUAGAGGAAAAUUGCGCUCACUUUUGUAUAAAGCGCGAAAACUAAUGCCUUAAUAGCUAUCAUAGAAUCCAGUAUGUCUUUUGUAUGAGUUUGGUGCCAAGUUCAGAUGUGCCAAACGACUUCUGCUUUUCAAAUUCUUCUCAAUACAUAUUUAAAUAUACUUUUCUCGUUAUUUGAAAUAGAUGAAAAUGAAAUUCAGCCAAGUACAUAGUAUUGGUCUUAUAAAUAGAUUUCCUUAGAGAAUUCGAAAAAACAUUCUCCCCACCCAAAAAAAAAUCUUUCGGAAAUACCUUAUAAAACAUGUUUAGUUAUUGCAAAUCGAAUUUUGCAUAUCUUAGAGGUCUUAAUAUACAUAUAUCUGGUAAUUACAUAGGUGCAAAUAAAAUGUAAUGUGAUAAAAGGAUUCAUAAAAAGAAAAUAAGAAAAAUUGUUUUAAUGUUAUUUAAAAUAAAAUUUUGCUUUUUAUUUCUACCAGCGUGAAAAAGUUUAAUAAAGAAGAAAUUAUAUUUAAUUUUUGAUAAUAAAGAAGAAAUUAAAUUUUCCUCUGCACUGUAUUUCAGAUUCUGAUUCACAAGUAAACUGUUUCACAAAUUCGCAGUCAUGUUGAAAUAUUAUAAUUACUAAAAAUCUUUAAAGUUCAAUA
Argiope bruennichi is the source of this 4175-nucleotide messenger RNA. Its product is annotated as netrin receptor UNC5C-like. The record is from RefSeq and is a predicted model, not a curated record. NCBI's taxonomy places the organism in Eukaryota, Metazoa, Arthropoda, Arachnida, Araneae, Araneidae. The transcript has 16 exons. Gene Ontology annotation, biological process: motor neuron axon guidance; netrin-activated signaling pathway. The coding region runs from base 560 to 2995 and encodes 811 amino acids. Gene Ontology annotation, molecular function: netrin receptor activity; protein binding. Gene Ontology annotation, cellular component: membrane.